Molecule: messenger RNA, 799 nt
Organism: Hippopotamus amphibius kiboko
Lineage: Eukaryota; Metazoa; Chordata; Mammalia; Artiodactyla; Hippopotamidae
Gene: ACP1
Product: acid phosphatase 1
Exons: 6
Coding region: 124-600 (158 amino acids)
Biological process (GO): protein dephosphorylation
Cellular component (GO): cytoplasm
Molecular function (GO): acid phosphatase activity; non-membrane spanning protein tyrosine phosphatase activity
Source: RefSeq, a predicted model, not a curated record
CUCGCUCCGGUCGGGGCCGGGCCCAGACUGCGCAGGCGCGCGGAGCGGGCCCCUGGCGAUGCGCAGGCGCCGCGCCGGGAAGGCUCCGACGUGGUGCGCCGGCGACUUUGCGCGCGCGGAAAGAUGGCCGAGGGGGCGGCCAAGUCGGUGCUGUUCGUGUGUCUGGGUAACAUCUGUCGAUCGCCCAUCGCAGAAGCAGUUUUCAGGAAACUUGUAACUGAUCAAAACAUUUCAGAUACUUGGGUCAUUGACAGCGGCGCUGUUUCUGACUGGAACGUGGGCCGGUCACCAGAUCCAAGAGCUGUGAGCUGCCUAAGAAAUCAUGGCAUUAACACAGCCCAUAAAGCAAGACAGAUUACCAAAGAAGACUUUGCCACUUUUGAUUAUAUACUAUGUAUGGAUGAAAGCAAUCUGAGAGACUUGAAUAGGAAAAGUAAUCAAGUUAAAAACUGCAGAGCGAAAAUUGAACUACUUGGGAGCUAUGAUCCACAAAAACAACUCAUUAUUGAAGAUCCCUAUUAUGGCAGCGACUCUGACUUUGAGACCGUGUACCAGCAGUGUGUGCGGUGCUGCAGAGCCUUCCUGGAGAAGGUUCACUGACCCGGGUCCAGUCCUGCUGUGGCCCAGGCUCGUCCCCAUAGGCCGUGUUCUCCGUUGAGUGUCACAGUGUCACCAUUCCCUAGCCAAAGCCACAGCCCUUUCUUCAGUUGAUUCACUGUUUCUUACCCUUAAAAAAUAAUUGUAGGUGGAAAUUGUUGUUGUGUUUAGCAGAAGAAUAAAUAAAAAUUUUUGAUUCAGA